CCACAGUACGUACAUCAUUCAUCACCUUCUCCUGAAUGAACAUCGACCUGCUCACUGUCACUACUUGGUUCGGGUGAGAACAAGCAGGGGAUGGCGGCAGAAUGCGAGCAUGCACCUGCAGAGAUAGGCGCUAUUGUCGGUCAGACACCAGUCGUGAAGGAGAAGCCGCUAUGUGUUCGCAUCCUAGAAAUCUUAGCACGGCUGUAUAAUGGCAUGCCGGCCAUCACUGCCAAGCAGUCACCACAACAGGAAGUGACCAGUCCGGUCCCUCCCCAGCCCGAACCACCCGAAACUCAGUAUCGGCACAACCGUAUCAACCUACCGGACGGCAGGGCAGUGGACGUCGACGACUAUUUCCGAAUCCCUGUCCUGGAACGCCUGGAGCGUGAGCCUUAUUAUGGGUUCCAGGUCGGAGAAAAGGGCACUCUGGAACACUUGUCGACAGAGGACCUUGAGUUUCUGAUUAAUCAUAUGGAAAGCGAUCUAUUCAACCUGCGGGACUCGCGCGAUCUAAAUGAGAUCGAGUUUCAGGACCUGCGACGGCGAUUGGCGGAUCUUCAGCGCGACGAGGUGUAUUUGGCGUACAGAGAGCGAAUCAUGAGCAAAGAGCAUCGGGCGGUUUUGGAGGCGCAGGCGUCCAAGGCCGAGUCCAACUGGCAGAGCUUGCAAGACAAGACGCGAAUCGAAAUCCUGCAGUCCAAGCUGAAAGCAGUCGAGUCCACGAGUAAGGUGCAGAGGGAGCAGUUAAACGCACUCACCCAAUGGCAGAAGGUAUAUCAAGAUCAGAGCCAGGCAUACACGGUACUGAAUGAACAAGCUGCUGCCAUGACCGGGAUAUUCCGCAAUAUCUGAACAAUCAGUCCUUCUUCAAAUCAUUCAUUAUGCCUUUCUCCCUUCUUCUCGUCUACCGUUCGUACAGAAUCUACAUACUAUUUCCUACUCUGAUGUUCUCUACAGUUCGUUGUAUAAAGGGCUAACAUGUAUUCGUGUUGACUCUGUGGACGCUGUGGCCCUGUGAAACUUUCGUGGAGACAAAUCUAGAUCUCUGCUGGCUGAAAUCCGAUACUUAUAGCAUCAAUCCAUGUCCAGUGGCCGGCCUGUCUCGUAUUGUAGUAUGCUUUCGUUAUUCAUAAAAUACAUGUCAUUUUCAUCAUAACCCUAUCGUGGAUCUAACCGUUCAAUGGAUCUAUUCAUCUACCGAAUAUAGCCUGUUCAACUCUCUCAAACUAGUGAACAUCAUCUUAUCUACCAUUUAUCCUUCUCCCUUUGUCAUACCUUCAUUGCAUAUUCUUCACCUCUUA
Sycon ciliatum is the source of this 1301-nucleotide messenger RNA. RefSeq lists its product as uncharacterized. The coding region runs from base 91 to 852 and encodes 253 amino acids. NCBI's taxonomy places the organism in Eukaryota, Metazoa, Porifera, Calcarea, Leucosolenida, Sycettidae. The transcript is spliced from 2 exons. The record is from RefSeq and is a predicted model, not a curated record.